This is a messenger RNA of Pecten maximus, 1017 nucleotides long. RefSeq lists its product as uncharacterized. The transcript has 2 exons. Lineage: Eukaryota; Metazoa; Mollusca; Bivalvia; Pectinida; Pectinidae. The record is from RefSeq and is a predicted model, not a curated record. The coding region runs from base 14 to 376 and encodes 120 amino acids.
GAUAACGAACGGAAUGACGACAAUUACAGUGAUAUGUGUGACGAUGACAGGCGUGGCGUACUGUGUUGUAGUGGUUUACCGACAUAUAGAGCGAGUUUGUGUUGGCGAUUUCAUUUGUCUGAGCAGAACUGUGAUUCCGGAGGAUAGUGGUGGCGACUCAAUUCGUCUGAGCAGAACUGUGGUUCCAGACAAUGGUGGUGGCGACUCAAUUCGUCUGAGCAGAACUGUGGUUCCGGACAAUGGUGGUGGCGACUCAAUUCGUCUUAGCAGAACUGUGGUUCUGGAGUGUGGUGAUGAUGGAGGCGGCAGCAGUUGUGGCGACGACGGCUUUGGCGACGGCGAUGGGAACGGCGAUGGGGACGGCAGUGUUAUUUAAUCUUUCUGAAAUGACAUGUGAUUCCGGAAAACUGAAAAAGCGAUAUUAUCUCAAAGUAAUGGAGGUCACGCCUGAUUCAAAAGUUUAAGCUAAUACAACAAAAUUUACAUUCCACACAUACAUCAACUUACAUCGACAAUAAACUGUUUGAGGGUUUUGUAUGUGACUAUAACCUGCAAUCACAGUAGUCUUUCUAUGACAAAUUAAGGUAUCACUUAUUGUGUUAUAUGUUAUACCAGUGACUCUAUCCCUUCAAUCGCACUGGAAGAUGAAAUUAUAUUAAAUUGAUAUAAAAUCAAAAUUUGAAUAUUUUGCUAUCAGACAAAUGAUAAUAUUGAAACGAUUAAAUGGAACAUCAGAGUACACUAGCAUUCGAAUAACAUUAACACUGAUAACUACAGUUGUAGGGAGAUCCCCGACACGGGGAAUCCCCCCUUUCUGCACUUGUAGUCCUCGCCAUUAUAUUUUAUUUAUAGUGCCUGUAUAUUUUUGUUUCUCAAAUAUAUAAACGGAACUUAGUUCAAUCUGACAAGCCGAAUUAGUUGUUGCGAUACCUAAACAAAUACUAAAUAUUUGUAAUAUAUCGCAUACCAUGAUGAAGUGUGAAAAUUUUGUAACAUCUAUACAUGUAUAUAUUCUGA